Molecule: messenger RNA, 840 nt
Organism: Priceomyces carsonii
Lineage: Eukaryota; Fungi; Ascomycota; Pichiomycetes; Serinales; Debaryomycetaceae
Product: SDR family oxidoreductase
Exons: 1
Coding region: 1-840 (279 amino acids)
Cellular component (GO): intracellular anatomical structure
Molecular function (GO): oxidoreductase activity, acting on NAD(P)H, oxygen as acceptor
Source: RefSeq, a predicted model, not a curated record
AUGGCUGGAGCAACGUCACUUACUAAUGAAGCCGUGGGAUCAUUACCAACGAAACCACCAAGCUUAUCACAUAAAGUGCUUGAUUUGUUUUCUUUGAAAGGAAAGGUUGCAUCAGUGACAGGUUCUUCAGGAGGAAUUGGUUAUGCUGUUGCAGAAGCUUAUGCUCUGGCUGGUGCAGAUGUUGCUAUCUGGUAUAAUUCAAGACCAGCUGAAGAUAAGGCAAAGGCCAUAAGUGAAAAACACGGGGUUAAGUGUAAAGCUUAUAAGUGUAACAUUUCUGACGCUGAAGAGGUUGAAAGAGUGGUUAACCAAAUUGAAAAGGAUUUUGGUACCAUUGAUAUAUUCGUUGCCAACGCUGGAAUUCCAUGGACAGAUGGCCCAUGUAUUGAUGUUGAAGGAUUAGACAGUUGGAAAAAGGUUAUCGAUUUAGACUUCAACGGAGUCUUCUAUUGUGCCAAGGCUGCAGGUAGAAUCUUUAAGAAACACGGAAAGGGUUCUUUAGUCAUCACUGCAUCAAUGUCUGGUCAUAUUGUGAAUGUACCACAAUUGCAAGCUCCAUAUAAUGCAGCUAAGGCUGCUUGCUUGCAUUUAGGUAAGUCCUUAGCUGUUGAAUGGGCUCCAUUUGCUAGAGUGAACACUAUUUCUCCAGGUUAUAUUGCAACCGAAAUCUCUGACUUUGUUCCCCAAGAAAUGAAAGAAAAGUGGUGGUCAUUAAUUCCUUUAGGAAGAGAAGGUCUUCCAGAAGAAUUAGUCGGUGCCUACUUGUAUUUGGCAUCUGAUGCAUCCACUUACACUACUGGUUCAGACAUAAUUGUCGAUGGUGGUUACUGUGUUCCAUAG